AUGCGCUUCCUUCCCCUCCUCCUGGCGGCGCUGCCGCUGGUUGCCGCGCUCCCCGCGCCUGCGGAGCCCGCCAAUGCCAGCGCCGUUGUCGGCAACGAGCGUCACCUUGGCUGGCCCUGCACCAAGUCAAGCCAGUGCGGGACCAAGGACCUCUACUGCCGUCGCGGCAAGUGCGACGUCCGCAAGAAGCUUGGUUCAAAGUGUUACAAGUCAAUCGGGUGCAUCUCCAACAAGUGCUCGGAGAAGCGCUGUGUCGCCGGCGCCGUGCUGACGCUCGGCGAGCGGUGCGAGACAAGCAAGUCGUGCGCGUCUACGUACUGCGGCAAGUCCAAGUGCGCCGUGCCGCAGCCCGUCGGCGCCGAUUGCUACAAGUCAGCCGGUUGCCUGUCUGGCAUCUGCACGGACCACAAGUGCGCAGCGCCGGCGACAACGCCAAACCCGGAUCCUACGACGCCACCUACGACGCCCAAGGACCCCUCCGCACCUCAGGAUCCCUCCUCGCCCCAGGACCCCUCCACGCCCACCAACCCGACGCCCAACCCACCGACAGAUGAAGUCGGCAACGUCUCGGACAACGGCCACUUUGAGGACGACGAGGCCGGUCUUGCGCCAUGGCAGACGAUCGGAGAGACAAAGCGCAGCGACGUUGACUAUACCGCAUGGGACGGGACACAUUACGCAAUUCUGGAAGUCAACGAGGCCGGAGGCCCCGGACUGUACCAGCAGCCGUACACAGAACCGCCGCCGACGAGAAGAGACGGCCUUGAGGCGCGCGACACGCAGAUCCCCAGCGCAUACGACGUCUCGCUGAGGUACCGUGUGAACAAGAUUGCCAACGCUGGAGCAAAGGGCUGCCGCCUGGCGGUCCUCUAUGAUGGAAAGGCGCCAGACGCCAGUGGUGUUGUGCGGUACACCAGCGCAAGCAGCGAGUGGAAGGAGCUGCGCGCCAACGUCAAGAGCGACGAGGCCAUCCAGUACCUCUUCAUCGUCAUGGACUGCCCCGACGGCGGCACCACAACCGUUCACAUCGACGACAUCAACUUUGUUCCUUUGGCGCCGGAGGAGCCUGCCUUCACGCCAACUGAUGUUGCCAUGAACGGAGGUUUCGAGAGCGGCGAUGACUUCUGGACCUUCGAGGGCAACGCCGAGCUCAGCACGGCGUACCCUGCGGCAGAUGGAAUCUACACCGCCCGCUUGUACGACGAUGGCGGCUUUGUGCGCCAGCUCAUUGAGCUGCCCGCCGGCACAAAGGUGCAGGGCUUUCACUCGUACGAUGUCAAGUUCAAAUACCGCCUCGUGAGCUAUGCCCAGGGCGAUGCAAACGUCGGUGUGCCUGCUUGCAGGCUGGACGUGUCCCGCGACGACGAGCGGCCGACAAAGCAGUUGGAGCUGGGCGCAGGGGACGUUGGCUUGUCGUUUGUCGAUGUGACUGUCACCGUCACCAGUGACCAGGACUUUGUCAAGGCCAUCAUGAUUGACUUGUACUGCGGCGACCACGAGAAUGCAAAGGCAGAAAUCCUCAUCGACGCCGUGCAGAUCCUCAGCCGAAACUACACACCCCCAACGACGACGCCGACGCCAACGCCCACGCCCGAGCCGACCAAGACGGAGCCGACAAACGUCGCCCGUAACCCGGGUUUCGAGAGCGGCAAGGAUCAAUGGAUCUUUGCAGGCCAGAGCAGCAUUGGCACGGAGAACUCAAACUUUGACGAGCAGUAUGCCGUCCUCACGGACCAGUCCUCCAUCUCCCAGGUCAUCACCAUGCCUGCGGAGUCCAAGUACGACGGCUACUACUCGUAUGAUCUGAAGUUCAAGUACCGGGUGCCGACGUACUCUGGCACCAGCGGAAGCUACUGCAUGCUCUAUGCCGCGACCGACCGCAAGUCGUGGUACAUGUCAAGCGUCGUGACCAUCACAAAGGCGGACACCGCCUGGACCGACUACGCCGCAACCGUUGACAGCGACGGCGCGUUCAUCGAGAAGGUGUCGGUGGGCCUGAUCUGCAGCGGAGGCAGCACGAUGAACCUGAACAUCGACCAGGUGCAGUUUGUGCCGGGCAAGUACUUGCCUCCGCUGAACGACGUGUGUGUCAACGGUUCGUUCGAGGAUGACACAAUCGCUCCGUGGGCUGCCACUCUUGCAACGCGCGCCGACGGCAGUGGCAACAGCGGCACGCACUACGCGCUGCUGAGCUCUAGCGGCAGCAACCUCGCAAAACUGACGCAGACCAUCGUGCUUCCGGCGCGCUACCCGGAGGACGGCUCGGACGGCUACCAUUCGUACAAGGUCUCGCUCGCGUACAAGGUCUCAGCCUUCACCCAGGGCGAGGCCGAUCCGGGAACCGAAUCCUGCUACUUUGGCCUGUCGUGGAACGACAACGGGGACGCUGAGCGACGAGGGCAACAUCAGCAAGAUCUCGAUCUCUUUCAGUGCACCGUGUCGGCCUCCAGCGCCUUCCUCCAGGUUGACUCGGUCCAGUUCAAGCCAGUCAAGAACUAA
Tilletiopsis washingtonensis is the source of this 2499-nucleotide messenger RNA. RefSeq lists its product as hypothetical. The record is from RefSeq and is a predicted model, not a curated record. The transcript has 4 exons. Bases 1 to 2499 code for a protein of 832 amino acids. NCBI's taxonomy places the organism in Eukaryota, Fungi, Basidiomycota, Exobasidiomycetes, Entylomatales.